UAGGAGCGAAGCAGAAUAGUUCUAUGUUAAAAUUGGGUUUAAACUUAUCAAGAUAGUGAAUCUCAAUGUCUAUAGAUAGAAAAGAAGCAUUGCUCAGGUUAAUUCGAACAUACCGUGACAAUCCGGUGCUGUGGGAUAAGGCAGCAAAAGACGGGGACGUAAAUAAUAGCCGGCGGGCCAAAAAAGAAGCAUGGAGAAAACUUGCGUCCAUACUGAAGGAGACCGAUCCAAACGCGGAUAUACAGAGCGCAAAAUAUAAAAUAAAAUCAUUGCGGGAGAACAUGAGAAGAGCCCGAAAUCGGAUACGGAAAAAAGUAAACGGAAAGUCCGUAGGCAUUCCUAAACUUUGGUAUUACUACGAAUUGGAAUUCAUACUUCAACACGAGGACAUGGAUAUGGCUGUGAAUGAUGAGGAUACGGAUGUGGCUUCUAGCGAAGAAGACUCUGAUGAUACUGAUAGUAGUAUAACCGAGCCAGUAUUGAUACCAUCGAGCGAUAUGUCAACUAUACCACCGUUGAUUGUUACAAUUCCUGAUCAUGAUUACGCUCGGAAGCUGGCAGGAGAUCUGGAGCGACUCGAUGGGUUACAGUAUCUCCUGGCGGAAAAACUAAUUAGCGAUGUAGUUUUCGCUGCAGAAAUGAGGCAUCUUAGCGUCAAAGACGUGACGCGAAUUCGACAAAUAUUAAAGAAAAAGUAAAUACGCUACUUAUGCCAUUGUUAUCUGUAAAUUACCUUUCAAUAAGGAAUUAUGUAAAUAAUAAAAUUAGGGCAGAUCCAUAACACUGGUUGUUAUCUGUGGAAAUAAGCUCAAUGUUUGCAUGUACACAAACAAUAAACGUCUUAUUCUUUUCCUUGUU
Anopheles coustani is the source of this 858-nucleotide messenger RNA. RefSeq lists its product as uncharacterized. The transcript has 2 exons. The record is from RefSeq and is a predicted model, not a curated record. Bases 66 to 698 code for a protein of 210 amino acids. NCBI's taxonomy places the organism in Eukaryota, Metazoa, Arthropoda, Insecta, Diptera, Culicidae.